Gossypium arboreum is the source of this 1749-nucleotide messenger RNA. RefSeq lists its product as uncharacterized. The transcript is spliced from 9 exons. The coding region runs from base 19 to 1737 and encodes 572 amino acids. Gene Ontology annotation, biological process: protein histidyl modification to diphthamide. Lineage: Eukaryota; Viridiplantae; Streptophyta; Magnoliopsida; Malvales; Malvaceae. The record is from RefSeq and is a predicted model, not a curated record. Gene Ontology annotation, molecular function: 2-(3-amino-3-carboxypropyl)histidine synthase activity.
AAAUUGGACAGGCCUUUUAUGCCAUUGCAGGACCCAGCCCAAGGCUCAGUCUUUCCCUCACUUUCUUCUUCUUCCUGGAGCCGCACCCAGAGGCGAGCUAGUCUGCCAGCAGCCAUGGACUUGGAAUUGAACUUCGAAAUCAGCCGCACAGCAGAGUUCAUUCUAAAUAGGAACUUCACAAGAGUUGCUCUGCAGUUCCCUGAUGACUUGUUGAAACAUUCAACAAAAGUGGUUACUUGUCUAAGAAACAAGCUUGGGUCUGGUAAUAAAGUCGGGUUAUUCGUAAUGGCAGACACAACAUUUGGGAGUUGUUGUGUUGAUGAAGUGGGAGCUUCUCAUAUCGGUGCUGAUUGCGUUAUACAUUAUGGCCAUACCUGUCUCAGCCCAACCUCAACUCUUCCUGCAUUCUGUGUUUUUGGAAAGGCUUCAAUCAGCAUACCUCUUUGUGUUGAGAAGUUAUCAAGUUACUUUGGGACCAAUGGAAAACCUAUUGUGGUUCUUUAUGGGCUAGAGUAUGCACAUGCGAUAUCACAUAUCAAAGAGGCAUUGGUGGAAGCUAUGCCUAAGACCAAAUUGGAGCUCAUUUUUGCUGAUGUUAUGUGUUCCUCUAUUAAUCCAUUAAAAGAUCAUAGGAAGUCCAACGGACUUGGAUAUUUGGGCAGCUGUUCUUCUGUUAACAGUUUAGGUGCGGCAACUGGUACUAGGUGUAGUCUAGGAGGCUUGAUAUGGGAUCUACUAGAAGGACGGAGAGUGGAAGAUUACUUGCUUUUAUGGAUUGGGCCUGACAAUUCAGCUUUUUCCAAUGUUGUGCUGACAUUUAAUGGCUGUGAGAUAGUCAGAUAUGAUGCAACAGAGGAUCAAUUAGUGACAGAUGUUUCACAACAGAAAAGGAUCCUUAAGCGUCGGUGUGCAUUUCAACUUUUCGUGCUUCUGCUCACUACUUUCCUUACCCCUUCUCAAAGUUUGCUGUUUCUCUUCCCGAUUCAGCAACACCCUUAUCAAUACGGUAUUGUGUUACUCGUUUUGCACUAUGUGACUGCCGUUUCUUGCAGAUAUUAUCUAGUGGAGAGAGCAAAAGAUGCUAAUAUGGUUGGGAUUUUGGUAGGAACUCUUGGUGUGGCUGGCUACCUUCACAUGAUUCAUCAGAUGAAGGAACUGAUCAUGCUUGCUGGGAAAAAGGCCUACACUCUUGUCAUGGGAAGACCAAACCCUGCCAAACUUGCUAAUUUUCCUGAAUGUGAUGUUUUCAUCUACAUCUCAUGUGCGCAAACUGCACUUUUGGAUAGCAAAGAGUUCUUAGCACCUGUUAUUACUCCAUUUGAAGCCAUGCUAGCUUUCAGCAGAGGAAGCCAGUGGACGGGAACAUAUGUAAUGGAAUUUCGAGAUUUAAUCAGUUCAUCUCAAUUGGAGGUAAGUAAGCAACCUGAAGAAGCACGGUUUUCGUUCCUUAAAGGUGGAUAUGUUGAAGAUUUUGAACUCCAAGAGAAUGGAGAUGGAGAUAAUGAUGGCACUCUUGCCUUAGCUAAUGCAACUGAGAAGGCUCUGCAAUUGCGUAACCGAGACCCUGAUUCUCUUGUCAAAGGAAUAGCUAAAUCGGGAGCUGAAUUUUUUGUUACUCGAUCUUAUCAUGGUCUUGAAACACAAGCCAACAGCUCCUCACCCGGGCCAUAUUUAAUUGGAAGAAGUGGAAAGGCAUCAGGCUACAAAGAUGAGAAAAGUGAGCCUGAAACUUUGUAAGUUUUGAGAAAA